UUAUUGUGUUAACAUCCUCAAUCUCAGCAAAGCCUCUCACACGCUCUCUAUUUAACUUUGAUUUUGUAUUUUAGAUUAUCCUCAUAUCAAAAAAGCUGCUCUCCAACCAAGAUUGCGUCGGAUUUUUUUUUUUUUUUCGGUGCUGACAGUUGCAGGUACAUCCUCAUCACUUCUGGCCAUGUUCCCGUCGUGUUACUCUAAAGCCGGGGACAGCGGAGGGAAGAGGACCUCCAUCACCAAGAUCCUGGUCGGGGUGUUUGUGGUGUACAUGCUGCACACCGCCUGGCUGCUGUACGGCUUCCUCAACACCAAGCCAUGCGACAGAGGGAGAGGGGAGCUCUGCAUCUCCUCCUACCUGGCAGCCAGACCCAGGCUGCAGCUGAGUGUGUUCACAUGCCUGGUGCCAGAACACAGUCAACUCAACCUCAUUAUGAAAAUAGACCCGUUUGACUCACACUCCACAUUUGAAAGGCAGGUGAAUGUCUCCCUGCCAGAGGAGACUCGUGCUAAUGGCAGUCUGUAUGCAGUUGUGUACAUUCAUAAAGCCGGAGUUUCACCUCUGGAGGACAGCAGGGAGGUUCACUAUGCAGCUCAGAUCACUACUCACAUCACUCCCAGGCACACAGACAUGCAGAAGAAGCGCAUCUCUGGAUCACAGAAUCCUGUGGCCCACUGGAGACCCCGGCUGUCAAUCACCAUGAUGUCAGAGGACUUCACCUUCAGCAAGGCGGGGCUUCCCAGUGAUGUGCGGCGCUAUAUGAGAGUCUCUCAGGAAGGCAGACAGAUGACCUACCUCCCUCUGCUGCUGGUUGAUGAGCUGAGCUUCAGAGUGAGAGAUCUCAUGGAGAUCAGCAGCAGCACCUUGCAGCUCCCUCUGAGUGUGUCCUACGAGGGGAUCUCACUGAGGAGAUUCAGAUUCUGGGUCCACCUGCAGGAUGUUGUUUAUUCCCUGAGACAGUUUGGCUUCUCGGAGGAGAACAUCGAUGAGAUUAAAGAGACUCUGGUGGGCUCCAACCUCUACGUGCUGAUACUCACUGCACUCAUCACAGCUCUACAUCUCAUCUGUGAGUUCCUGGCUCUUAAAAAUGACAUCAGCUCCUGGAGAAAAAAGAAGAGCAUGGUGGGAAUGUCCAGGAAGCUGGUUCUGUGGCGCUGCCUCAGCACUCUGCUGAUUUUCCUCCAUCUGCUGGAGGAGACCAGUCUGCUGGUGCUGGUUCCUGUAGGGCUGGGAGCGAGCGUGGAGGUGUGGAAGGUGUUUAAGGUGUUUAAGAUCCAGGUGCAAUGGAAAAGCUCCAAGUCUCUCAUUCACGUUAACAAGCUGGAUGAAGAAGAAAGGAGGACAGUGGAGUAUGAUGCACAGGCUUCCAGAUACCUGUCCUACUUGGUCUAUCCUCUAUGUAUCAGUGGUGCUAUUUUCUCCCUGGCCUACUUGCGCUACAAGAGUUAUUAUUCCUGGCUGAUCAACAGUUUGGUGUCUGGUGUCUAUGCUUUCGGCUUCCUGUCUAUGGCCCCACAGCUCUACAUCAACCACAAGUUGAAGUCUGUGAGCCACCUGCAGGGGACCGUGUUGAUGUACAGGGGAGUGAACACCCUUGUCUCAGAUCUGUGCUCCUGUGCCUCCUUUUUCUCCUCGUCUGGAUCCUUCUCUUCCUCCCAUCAGCUCUCCUGUUUCCGAGAUGAGCUCUUCUUCCUCCUCUACCUCUACCAGCGCAGGGGCUAUGCCACCAGGGCCAGGAGACGAGAACCUGGGAGCCACAGCAAGAAACUUAAGACUCAGUGAGAAGACAAAGGAAUUAGGCCCAAUUAUUUUAGGAAAAAAAAAUACACUGACAUGAAAAAAAAAAUAGAGGGAAAUGAAUCAACCUUGAGGAGGAACAUGGAAGACAAAUGAAUGAGUGAACAAAUGAAUGAAUAAUCAGCACUGCACUAAUGAAUGAACGGAGAUCUUCAGUUUAGAUUCUCACUGGCACAAAAACAGCUGAUGUAUGAAGUGCAGCAACACCGGCUAAGAGCUGAUCCAAGACCUGCACCGACAACAAUGUGAUGUAGUUGAGCUGAGCUGCUUCUCACUUAUUCCUGUUGUGCACCCAUGAUGCUUCUGCUUUUUGCUUGGCGUUGAUGAAUCUUCCCUCUAGCGCUCUAGUGUUCACCUGCAGAGGUUUUAUUCACUUAUUUAGAUAUGCUUUCCACUUAAGAUGUUAUGCAGGAUUGCCAUGCCUUCAUGUCCUUUUAAGAGUAACUAAACCUCAUGCCUAAAGCUAGAGUGACCUCUAGCUGUGAGAAACAGGGUGCGUGGUGUCACCUAGUGUACUCUAUGGGUGAUGACCAGGCACGCUACUUUCCACCAUUAGAGGUCAGGCCUCAGUGUUUUGCAUUUGGGGUUUAGUUACUCCUUAAUGAUUAUAUAUUUGCAGUAUUUCAUGACCAGGAGGAUGUGUUUCUGUUUGGCUCUGGUCAGUAUGCACCCUUGGGAGAGUUUUAUCCAUGCUUACAGAACCAUGACAUGAAAUAUAACAGGAGAACCAUUUGUUGCAACUGGACUGAUCUUUAUGAUUAAAGU
Messenger RNA from Myripristis murdjan (pinecone soldierfish), 2560 nucleotides. Its product is annotated as cleft lip and palate transmembrane protein 1-like protein. NCBI's taxonomy places the organism in Eukaryota, Metazoa, Chordata, Actinopteri, Holocentriformes, Holocentridae. Gene Ontology annotation, cellular component: membrane; endomembrane system. The record is from RefSeq and is a predicted model, not a curated record. The transcript has 17 exons. The coding region runs from base 179 to 1780 and encodes 533 amino acids.